Molecule: messenger RNA, 3677 nt
Organism: Rhea pennata
Lineage: Eukaryota; Metazoa; Chordata; Aves; Rheiformes; Rheidae
Gene: TM6SF1
Product: transmembrane 6 superfamily member 1
Exons: 11
Coding region: 107-1108 (333 amino acids)
Cellular component (GO): lysosomal membrane
Source: RefSeq, a predicted model, not a curated record
CGAGGGGCGUGAAGCGCCCGGCCCCGGCCGCGGCGUCGCCCGCCUCGGACAAUGCGCGGCGCGCGCUGAGCAGCGCAGGACGCGGCUGCCGCCUCUCGCCGCGGGCAUGAGCGCCUCGGCGGCCACCGGCGUGUUCGUCCUCUCCCUCACCGCCAUCCCCGUCACGUACCUCUUCAACUGCCUGGCGGCCGGCGGCAGUUCCUGGGCAAUUGUUGCAGCCGGACUACUGGUCAUGGUUUUUAUUGCUCUGUUGGCUCGUGUUCUUGUCAAGAGAAAACCACCAAAAGACCCACUGUUUUAUGUUUAUGCUGUAUUUGCCUUUACCAGUGUAGUCAAUCUUAUAAUUGGAUUGGAACAGGAUGGAAUUAUUGAUGGAUUCAUGACCCAUUACUUGAGAGAGGGUGAACCAUAUCUGAACACAGCAUAUGGCCAUGUGAUCUGCUAUUGGGAUGGCUCAGUUCAUUAUCUGAUGUAUCUCUUGAUGGUGGCAGCUAUUGCAUGGGAACAGAGUUACAGAACCAUAGGCCUCUACUGGUUAGGUUCUAUUGUCAUGAGCAUCAUUGUCUUUAUGCCUGGAAACAUUGUGGGAAAAUAUGGAACAAGAGUGUGUCCUGCCUUUUUCUUAAGUGUACCAUACAUUUGCCUUCCCAUAUGGGCCGGGUUCCGAAUCUAUAAUCAACCUUCAGUGGCUCGUGAUACUCCAGUCAAGGUGGUUCAGGAAGUCCAGAGGAAAGGACUCUUAAGACGACCAGUAGAUUUAAUCUUAGCUGCAUAUCUCAUUCUAGCAACGGGGUUUUGCAUAUUUAGGGGCAUGCAGGAACUGCUUCACUGGCCUUACUCCUGCCUACAAGGAUCAGCUGAACAUCUCUGUAUUGCUCUGGAUUGCCCUGCUGAACUCUGCCGGCUAUAUAUCCAACUUCACGAGCCUUAUAUAAAAGAUCCUGCUGCCUAUCCUAAGCUUCAGAUGCUGGCAUACAUGUUCUACUCUGUGCCAUAUUAUGUGAUUGCACUAUAUGGCCUACUGGUGCCUGGCUGUUCCUGGAUGCCCGAUUUAACCCUUAUACAUGCUGGAGGACUAGCUCAGGCCAACUCCAAGUACUGCCUAUGAGCAAUCUACAGCCAGAAUAUGGUAAAAUCUAAUCCCAACUAUUUCAUACAGACAACAGCUAAAUUAGUUCCAGGCAUAUGGAAAUUGCAGUUGUUGAGUUGAACAGCACUAGACCUCUUACAGUUGUUGUGGAAUGGCCUGAUUGGCAGGCUGACCAGUGCUUCAAGAUUUUAAAAAAGUUUGGACAUUAGAGAGAGAAGGCUGUAUCAGAAGUUUACCUGAAACAACUUAUUUGCUUAAUUUUUCAUCCAGAGUUUGGGUUUCUGAUCCUCAUCAUUCUUCACUGAAAGAGGUUUCAAUAACAGAAAGCACCAAGGAGUAGCUUAAACUACUCAUCUUUAAUGCCAGCUCAGUGCAAAUCAGGCAUAGUGAUCUGGAAUGACUAACAGCCCUUACUGCUUAAAGCUAUGGAUUUGGUGGGAGUCUGGUAUGUGAAACAAGAACUGGUUUAGGCUACUAGGGAAUGAUUUAAUAUACCCCCCCCCCACACUCUCCAAAAAAGAAAGAGAUUGUAGACAUUACACAGUUUCCAUAGAGGUAAGUCAAUUAAAGAAAAAAAAAAUCAGUGUGGUGACUUGAACAUACCUGAACAUCCUCCCUGAUAACAGAAGAAGAAAAGCAAGGUGUUAAGCUGACAAACAAGUCUAAUAAACAGUAACUUCUCCAUAUGGUGCCUCAUUAGCCAGUAAAACUCUAUUUGGACUGCAAAUAGAACAAAAGGUAACAGUCAUUCCCCCCCCCCCCCCCCAUGCUGGAAACUCACUAAUGCUUCUUGGCUUUUGCUGUAAGAAAGAAACCACAAAAUACAGCCUAGACCUUAAAGCCAUCUAGGAGGCUUUGGGAAUUCUGUGUCUGAGAUGAGAGAUUCUCCCAGAAGCAGAACUACUUACAGUACUUUCUGACAGGGCUUGUGACCUUUUCUCCAAAGUGCUGCUGGCCAUGCUCAGAGCCAGCAGGACCUUGUAACCCAGUGGCACUUCCCUAUAGAAAGUAUCUUGUUCACCCCAGAAGAGGCCCUAAAGUACUACAGGGAGGCUGUUAGUACCUACAUAAACAUCAGAUGGCCCCAGGCCUCCUACUCUAAGCCAGAUGGUGGCCGUCUAACUCCUUGGGAAAGCGUUACCUCAAAUACUGUAGGCUGCCUGCUCCGAGAUGGCUCCCAAGGUGAGGAAAGGUAGCAGGUAUCUGAGCAAGACCACACAGGCACCUAAAGCUCUGAACCAGGGGAGAACAAAUAAGCUGCUAUGGACAAGCUGACUUAUUAGGCUGAUACAAAAAUGCUGCUGAUAAUGUGCCCCUGAACAUCUGUUUACUGAGUAAUAGGUAUUUACAGAAACAUGCUAAGUGGCACUCUGCUGAAGUGUGCUUGUGGUUGAUUUCUUUGAUUACUGUGUUUCCUAGCUCAGGUUUGCUAGAUCAGCUCUCCCUCUUAAGUGGGAGUGGUUACAACCUCCUAAAGACCAAUUUGCUUUUCUGUUUUAACAUAUGGUCUCAGCCUAACCACUUGCUUAAGGGGUGUUUAUUAAGACACCUGCACUGUAUUUCACUAUUAACUUUGCUAACCAUGAACUGAAUUGUGUUUGUGAGUCCUAAAUAACUCCUGCUGAAGUCAGAAGAGCAAACACGAUUUGGCCAGAGUGCACUCCACUGUAUUUCUAAAAUCCUGGCAUCCCUUUCUCCUGCUCUGCUUCAGAUCAAAUUGCUGUUUAUCUUCUCAGAGUUCCCUCUCCACUGCUAACUAACUAACUAAAUUUGGACACACAAUAGUUAAUGUGAAUGAGCUGUUGCUUGAAAUAGUAGGUAACAGAUGGAGACAAAAGACAGCAACAAUUCUGGUGCUUCUAGCUUUAAAUAUUUGUUUAUGCUAAAAAUAUGCUUCAGCUCAGCAAGGUUCUCUGCAUAUAACCUUCACUGUAAACUUAACCUGCACUUCAGAACUGCCUGCUUCCAGCCCAAAGGCCAAAUUUUGCAGAAGUUUUGUGAAACCAUCAGGAGUUCUGGGAUUAGUAUCUGCAAAACUGAGUCUAAGAUUUUUUUAACUUUUUUUCCAAGUUUUUAUUUUCUACAUGUAUUUAGAGGGAGUGCCUGUUUGUUUCUUGUUGAUGCCAAACAACUUCCAGAUAGGUGGGUGCGAGUCCUACCCCACUGCUGUGCUGAGACGGAAGAAAGCAGGUCUCUGCACUGAUGCAUGCUUCCCGGGCCAUUUCCCUGGGGAAUAAUCAGGGACCCUGUAGCACAAAUUAUCAUCCAUUAGCCAAGGACGGAAUCCUACACAUGGUGUUACAUCAAUGACUGAAUGCCUGUAGCUCAGACUGUAUUUUUAUACUGCUGUGCAAAAGUAUAAUAGAUAAUUCAGGAAUAAAAGGGUUGUCUUGGAAAAUGUCACUGGAGAUGCAUACUUGCAUGCAGAUUAUGCUGUCUUUCCAAAAUAUACAUCAAUUUUACCUUUUUUAAUAUAUACAUUAUAUACAACCACAGGCUCAGUUUUCCCAUAUUGGUGCUUCUCUUCAUGCUCGAACUCCUUACAUCUACAGAGUCCCUGAAGAGGCAAAACAGGUUUUUCUGAUAU